Messenger RNA from Prionailurus viverrinus (fishing cat), 816 nucleotides. RefSeq names its product potassium inwardly rectifying channel subfamily J member 10 (gene KCNJ10). The coding region runs from base 1 to 816 and encodes 271 amino acids. The record is from RefSeq and is a predicted model, not a curated record. Gene Ontology annotation, cellular component: plasma membrane. The transcript has 4 exons. NCBI's taxonomy places the organism in Eukaryota, Metazoa, Chordata, Mammalia, Carnivora, Felidae. Gene Ontology annotation, molecular function: inward rectifier potassium channel activity. Gene Ontology annotation, biological process: regulation of monoatomic ion transmembrane transport; potassium ion import across plasma membrane.
AUGUGCCCGGACCUCGGUCCUCCCGCCACCCACAUUUCCCUUCACGCGUCCCCUGGUGGAGAAGGAGGGUGCCAUGGGCGCCCCGGCUGCACUCAGGCCGUCAGUCCCUGUGAGAGGGAGGAUGGAGGGCAGCCACCUCUGAAUCUAGUUCUAGACUCAUCUAGAAUCUACAAGUGUCUCGUUAGUGCCUUCAUGCCGCUCCUGCCUCCUUCUUGUCUUCGAGUGGGGAAGAUGACGUCGGUGGCCAAGGUGUACUACAGUCAGACCACGCAGACGGAGAGCCGGCCCCUCGUGGGCCCAGGGGUCCGACGGCGGAGGGUGCUGACAAAAGACGGCCGCAGCAACGUCAGAAUGGAGCACAUCGCCGACAAGCGCUUCCUGUACCUCAAGGACCUGUGGACGACCUUCAUCGACAUGCAGUGGCGCUACAAGCUCCUGCUCUUCUCCGCGACCUUCGCGGGCACCUGGUUCCUCUUCGGCGUGGUGUGGUACCUGGUGGCCGUGGCCCACGGAGACCUGCUGGAGCUGGGCCCCCCGGCCAACCACACCCCCUGCGUGGUGCAGGUGCACACGCUCACGGGGGCCUUCCUCUUCUCCCUCGAGUCCCAGACCACCAUCGGCUACGGCUUCCGCUACAUCAGCGAGGAGUGCCCGCUGGCCAUCGUGCUGCUGAUCGCCCAGCUGGUGCUCACCACCAUCCUGGAAAUCUUCAUCACGGGCACCUUCCUGGCGAAGAUCGCGCGGCCCAAGAAGCGGAGAAUAGAGGUCGACGUGCGCCCAUCCCGGAAUCUGAACCCUUCCUUCGGUGUGGAGUGA